UCUCUCCUCACUCUCCUCCCACAGAUGACAGACCCACACACACACACUCUCUCUCUUCGCAGACACAACCAAAAGACCAAGGUGGAAAAAUAGUAAAGAAACGGAGCGAGGCUCCUCCGCAUUUCUUAUCUAUCCUGAUCCAAACCCUCCGAGGGGGAAACAAUUCAUUCCGCACGGCAUCCGGGAAGGUCUGCGUCGUCGCCAUGGCCACCGAGGAAGUCGCCAAGCCGUCCCCGAUCCCGCCCUACCCCGAGUGAGCUAACCGACGGCGCGUCGUGUUGGUUGGGCGUUCCGGCAGAUGAUCCUGGCGGCGAUCGAGGACUUAGGCGACAAGAGCGGGUCGAACAAGUCGGCCAUCUCCAGGUACAUCGAGGGCAAGUACGACGGCGACCUGCCGCCCGCGCACGCGUCGCUGCUGGCCGCGCACCUGGCGCGCAUGAAGGAGUCGGGUGAGCUGGUCUUCGUCAAGAACAACUACUUCCGCGCCGACGCGCCCGACGCGCCGCCGAAGCGCGGGCGCGGGCGGCCCCCGAAGGCGCGGGACCCCGGCGCGCCGGUGUCGCCGCCAUCGGGGCGCGGGCGCGGGCGCCCGCCCAAGCCCAAGGACCCGCUGGACGCCGCCGUGAAGCAGGCCACCGCGGGCAUGCCCAGGGCCCGCGGCCGCCCGCCCAAGAAGGCCAAGACCGAGGGCGGCGCGUCCCCGGCCCCCGCCGGCGACGGCUCCACCCCCGUCAAGCGCGGCCGCGGCCGCCCCCCCAAGGUACGCCCCGUCGUGCCCAGCGAGACGGCCGCGGCUUGACGGACGCUGCUGCAUGGGGUUAGUGCGUAGCGAUUCGUCCCGCCGCCACCGCCGCAGGGUUGAUGUUUGUAGGCUUCGUUUUCCUUCAUCUAAUUGUCGUCGUAGUCGUCGUCGUCGCGCAAUUAAUUAAUGGAGUAAGUAGGAGGAUUUGAUGUGCUGUGUUCGGUUCAGUUCAGCUCACGGUGCUGUCUUGUUCGUAUGUGCUGGAUGGAUCUGUCUGUUGUAAGCUAAACUAGGGAGGCUGAGUGCUGUGUUGGUCGGUUCAUUAUUAAGCUGCUAAUUUGGAUGUGUACAAUACAUUAGUGGAUGAUGCUGAUGUUCGUGAUGUUGAUUUGAGGGUUUCAUGAA
Zea mays is the source of this 1147-nucleotide messenger RNA. RefSeq lists its product as uncharacterized. The record is from RefSeq and is a predicted model, not a curated record. Gene Ontology annotation, molecular function: nucleosomal DNA binding; double-stranded DNA binding. Gene Ontology annotation, cellular component: nucleus; nucleolus; nucleosome. The transcript has 2 exons. Bases 299 to 799 code for a protein of 166 amino acids. Gene Ontology annotation, biological process: regulation of DNA-templated transcription; chromosome condensation; nucleosome assembly. Lineage: Eukaryota; Viridiplantae; Streptophyta; Magnoliopsida; Poales; Poaceae.